Messenger RNA from Photinus pyralis (common eastern firefly), 3237 nucleotides. RefSeq names its product synaptotagmin-5. The transcript is spliced from 6 exons. Gene Ontology annotation, biological process: regulation of dopamine secretion; cellular response to calcium ion; regulation of calcium ion-dependent exocytosis. NCBI's taxonomy places the organism in Eukaryota, Metazoa, Arthropoda, Insecta, Coleoptera, Lampyridae. The coding region runs from base 191 to 1846 and encodes 551 amino acids. Gene Ontology annotation, molecular function: phosphatidylserine binding; calcium ion binding; calcium-dependent phospholipid binding. Gene Ontology annotation, cellular component: membrane. The record is from RefSeq and is a predicted model, not a curated record.
GGUUGUAUAUUAAUCAAAAUGCUCAAACGAAGGCAAUCAAUUUAAUCUUAUAUUAAAAUUCAAUCAUUACAACCAUGACAUGCCCCAAUCGAGUUUUAAUAUCAUAUCAAAUCUCGCAUCCAGUAAAGCGGCGUGCGUUAAAGAAAUGCAAAAUGUUUAUUUUGCAAACCUCUUCUUGAAUUAGUGCAAUAUGUCUGGAAUGGGACCUGCCAGUUGUUGGGUCACUCAUAAACGUCUAGAGUCUUGGGCGAGAGCGGCGAAGGAACGUGCUUUAGGAACAAAUUCACCAAAAAGUAAUGAAAAUGGAAGCAAUAGCACAAGCAGCAAUAACAGCGUUGAGGAAUUUAAUGUAGCAAAAGAACAACAUAAAAUUCAACCACCGCAAAAUGUGUCUUCUAAUGCGCUGACCGCAGAACUUUUAAAAACUCCUUUAGAAGUAUGUCAGAACACAUCACACGUUCCGGCCUUGCCAUAUCAAUCAAAAUCUUAUCCAGGAGGACAGCCGCCUUUAUGUAGAACUCCAAGUGUGUCUUCACAAAGUAGUUUAGAAAGUAGUGCGUCGCGUCAGGGUCAUCGUGGAUCGUCUCCGCAAAUACGCACCUAUGCGCCCGACGGACGGGCUAGAGUGCUACCACAUCAGGAAGCUACCCAUUCAUCUAGUUACCCUCUUAACAAUACCAGCAGAUCGCCAUCUCCACUUAGAACGGCUUCCUUAGACAUCAGAUCUACGUCUUCAACGGGGGUUGUUUCAGUUGGGGGCGAGCUUCGAACACCCUCACCUUCGCAAUCGAGCUUAACUUCGCUAACCGGUGGAUCGGCUAGUUCAACAUGUAAUUCACCAGCCCUUGCGUCUCCACGGACUACAAACAUGGGAAGGUGCCUGUCCCCUUUGCUGAUACCACCAAGAUCGCAUACGCCUGACAGUGGAGGUCCGGCACCACCCGCCAGUCCUCUAGGUGCCAUUCAGCCUGAUCUCUACACCCGACAAGAUGGUCCACUAUUUCUAAGCGGCGGCAGCCCGCGCUCCGGUAUUAACAUGGGAAGACUGCAUUUUAGAGUGAAAUACGAUUUUGAUAGAAGCGAUUUGACGGUACAUUUAAUUGAAGCUCACGAUUUAGCCGGAAGCGAUCAAGGCGGCUUCAACGAUCCGUACGUAAAGUUAUCUCUCAUCCCUGAAGUCGAUUCGCGAAAGCGACAAACAACAAUACAUAGAAACGAUCCAAAUCCCUUUUUCGACCAACAUUUCAAAUUCCCCGUUUCACACGACGAUCUACAAUAUAAAACGUUAGUCCUCCAAGUGUUCGAUUACGACCGUUUUUCGCGCAACGAUAUUAUCGGGGAAGUUAGAAUGAGUAUGGAAGAGUACGAUGUAACCUCCAAUAUUGAGGUGUGGGGUGAAAUUAUUAAAAAUAAAAAACCGCCCGAAGAGAUUCAAGAGGUAUUAUUGUCACUUAGCUAUCUUCCGUCCGCCGAAAGAUUAACGGUUGUAUUAUUAAAAGCCAGAAAUUUAUUUUUACCUUCGGAUAAGGAGAACGUAGAUCCAAUUGUUAAAGUGUACCUACUUGUUAGUGGAAAACGUGUCAAGAAGAAGAAAACCGCCGCUAGGAAAAAUACACGUAAUCCCGUUUGGAACGAAGCUUUAAGCUUUAGUCUGUCCUCUUCGAAUCUUUCCAACGCCGCUAUCGAGGUUUGCGUAAUCGACCAAGGAAGUGACUUAAUAUCAAAUAAUCCACUGAUAGGAUGUUGUCUUAUUGGAUCACGCGAAUCGGGUGCAGAAAAGGAUCAUUGGCAAGACAUGAUGCAAAGUCCAAGAAAAGCGGUAGCAUGCUGGCAUACCUUGCGAUAAAGUGCUCAAUGAAUACAUAAUACCUACACCUGUCGGUGACACCAUUAGGUAUAUUAUAUUAAAUACUUCAGUGUACCAAAUGAAUGUAUAUGAGAGAGAAAACUGAAACAAGUACCAUUUGCUAGUAUUAAAAAUAUGGGUCUAAGUUACUGCUUCAAAGAAGAACGCACCAAUUUAUACUAAUUUUGUAAACUUUUUUUACUUAAACUCUUCCGUUACCAAAUUACAUUAUAAGGAAUAAGUAGUACAAACAAAAAUAAUUUAGAAUUAUUAGCUGUAUAGAUUUAUUAAAAUGAUUAUAUAGGCUUUAAAAGUAGAGGUGAUAUAUUUCUUAUCGUAUAGUUAGUCAAUUAUUUAAAUUAAAAAGGUAUACCCUACGAGACGGCACCAGUCACGCUUACACACGAUCUCAAAAACUAUAUUCACGAAUUUAUAUUAAACUUAAAGGCCUGAUUAUAUCGAAGGAUAGGAGCCUAAGUACUAAAUCACUGACAUGGAAAAUUGCUUAUGAUUAAUGUCCUUAUAGUCCCCACAUAUUCAGACAAUCAUCUCGUCAUUUUUAAAAACAUUUACACUACACUCGUCAACUGUGUAUUCUUAAAUUAGGGAUUUCUAAUUGUACUGUCUAUUUUUUACAAAAAACUGCAUUAGAACUUCCAUUGACAUUUACACGUACUUGUGCAAGGUCGUAAUUUGCCUUUAAUAACUUUGGAAAUCGCAAAUAAUUGUGAGUGAUAUUUCCUCCAUAUCACAAUAAAUGCUGUGUUUCAAACUAUGAAAUGCGCAAUUUAAUACUAAUCAUAUCCAUUCAUAUGUUCCUUUCCUACUACUACCUAGUUACCGUACAUGUUCGCUAUUUACCCAAAAUAUUAUUUACAAAUUCAAUGAGUAUCUCUUUAAUGUGACAAAUAAAUGAAAGGAUGUGGAAUGGAAAAGGAGGUACUUAUUUGAUGCAGAAAAUAAAUUUAUUGUACUUUAUGUGUAUUCCUCUCUAAGCUCAAUGUAUUGAACUUAUGAAGUAUAUUCCAUGAAUGUCUCUUAUGAAGUUGUUAAACAAAUUUAUACAAACAAAUAAAUAUAUAUAUAAAAAAAUAAAUUUAUAAAAUAUAUAUUAUCUAAUAUUUUGUUGUGUAAGUUAAAAAUAUAUAUGUACCUGCGCUGUGUUUGUAACUUAUGUACACUUAUAACACGUGAAAAUACAUGUACUUUGUUUCUAAUAUGAAACUUAAAAAUGUUAUGAACGUCAAAUCCAUUUAUAUAAAGUAACAUAUUACAAUCACCCAAACGAAACGCUUAGUGUUAUUUUAUACAAAUGGAGACCUAUUAUAUAGUGAAUGUUAAAAUUUAAUAUCACCAUCUGAUUUUAGUUGAAAUAUAUACACAAAAAUUAU